This is a messenger RNA of Tachysurus vachellii, 2802 nucleotides long. RefSeq names its product CDC42 small effector 2 (gene cdc42se2). Bases 448 to 705 code for a protein of 85 amino acids. The record is from RefSeq and is a predicted model, not a curated record. Gene Ontology annotation, cellular component: plasma membrane. Gene Ontology annotation, molecular function: small GTPase binding. Gene Ontology annotation, biological process: regulation of Rho protein signal transduction. The transcript has 5 exons. Lineage: Eukaryota; Metazoa; Chordata; Actinopteri; Siluriformes; Bagridae.
AUUGCUGAAUUCGGUCGUGACAAGACGGGCACUGAUCCCUGAUUUUUUUGUCCCCGUGUCCUCGUGCUGCCCGGUGUCGGGGCGGGUGUAAAAAAAAUAAAUAAAUAAAUCAGUGCACGCUGUAUAGAACAUCACAGGUGAAAUCUCUGUGCCUGUGUGCAGAACAAACAGGGACGACCAUCGUGCGCUCGAGGAAACGUCCGAAUAGGUCUGAGAUUGCCCAUGAAAGCACAGCAAAGAGGGCCUCUGUCUGUGGCUGUGUGUAUGUGUUUCUCUCAGAGCUGAUUUGUCUGAGAAAAUCAUUUACAUCCAGCACCUUCAACUAAGAAACAUCAAGGUCCACUGUGCCAGGCCUGCUGAGCCCGGCGUGCUCUUUUCCGUCUCUUCCCUUGGCCCCUUCACACCCUCUGCAAACGCUGGCACGGCAGCACUUUAGGACUGCUAAUCAUGAGCGAAUUCUGGUUGUGCUUCAAUUGCUGUAUUGCUGAGCAGCCACAGCCGAAACGGCGGAGGCGCAUUGACAGGAGUAUGAUUGGUGAGCCCACAAACUUUGUCCACACAGCCCAUGUGGGAUCUGGAGAUUUGUUCAGCGGCAUGGACUCUGUGAACUCAAUUCAAAACCAAAUGCAGUCAAAGGGGGGAUAUGGGGGCGAGACCAUGCCCAUUAAUGUGCAGAUGCAACUGGUAGACACAAAAGCAGGAUAAUCCCUAACUUGAGGAGGAUUCUACUGCAUCAGUGUAUCCAUUCUGACGCUUUCCAUAGUCUCCCAGCAUUCCCCUGUUCUCACCAGGCAAACACAUGGACUAUCAUGCACUUCAUGAGAAUGAGGAUGCCCUGUCCAUGGCUGUCAGUAUCCUCGCCACCCUCAUAACGGACGCAUGCAUGCCCUGUCAUCGAACGCCUAGCAGUGCAUGGUGUAACCUGGCCUAUUUGUCUGUGAUUUGAACAGCUCAUUUUCUCAACACUCACACAUGAAGGUCUGGAACCUCCAAGUACAAACUUUGUAGUUUUGUUUUAUUUACUUUUUUUUCUUAACAGACUUUUUUGAGUCUUAAACAUGGCGCCAAAUUCGCCAACGAUGUUCAUAUAAAAUGUUGAUAGUUCUGGCCAUGCAAUGUCAGAAUGCUUGUUUUAAUGAAAUGAUGACUCACUUCGGAGCAGAAGUACCAUUUUUCUGACUGAGGCUCAAAUGAAUGUUGUUUUGUAAGAAGUGUGAUUGUUCCUUUGCUGUUUAUGCCAUUUCAGAUCACGUUCAUUGUAUCUGUUUUUCUUUGUGGUAAAAUAUGAUUAGAGCAACAAUAACUGAUGCUGAAAUGCACAACUGACAUUUCUCUCACCACACUGCUGUAAAUGUUUUAUCAUAAACUUGAUAUGAAGAUGCUCAAGCUAUAGUUGUUUGCUGUACAGUCAAUGUGGAAAAACUAUAUUGUCAAUGCCCUUAUGCUUUAAGCUGAUUUGGCAACAUUAUUUAUGAUUGUGGAAGAUAUUGAAAUGGGGCCAAUUUGCUCUCACCGUUGUACUUGCAGUCUUUUGGGAAAUAUAACGUAACCUCUUAGAUAAUGCUUUAGCGGUUUUGCUUGCUUUUGAACAAAUGCCCAAAAUCUGACAUUUAUAGUUUAAACUAUUACUCUCUAUGGGUUUAGGGACUGAUGUUUUUAAAUAGUUAUAAAACAAAACUAUGUUGUAUUAAAUUGCACUAAAUUUUCAAAUGCAUAAUGAACAUGAAGAAAUCUGGAAAAUGGGAAGUGCAGCAUGAUAAAUAAAUAAAUCAUGCUGCUCAGGUUUCUCUGAUAAAUUGCUUCCAAAAUACUAAGUAAUCAAUUUAAAAUGAGUUUUUGCUAACAAUAUUCAAGUUCCAUUAUUUAUGAAUUUGUAAAUCAAAACCUCAGUUGGGACAGAUCUGUAUCAAUGCCAGGCCAAGUGAAGUUAAAUGAGAUAAAAGGCCAUACAGUAUAAUGUGUGAUCUCACAGCUGAAUGUCCAAUUGUUGUUCUCUCAAGUGCUCUCUGUUUGUAUAUACUGUGUAUUUUGUGUGCCACAACCUAAACUAUGCUAAUUUAUUUUUCUGUAUUCCUUCUGUGUGUCCCCAAAUCCCUGUGUCCUAAUGUCAUGUCUUAAAAAAUGAUCUCAUUAUGUUGUCAAGAUGAAGAAUUUUUGCAAGGUUUGUAAGUUUAGAGCUGGACAAAGUGAAAUGUUUUCUUGGUGCUCUAUAUGAAGGUGUGGUUAAAGGAUCAUGUAAUGCGAUGUAUACAGGGGUGCCAACAUCUAUAGUUUAGCCUGGUUUGCUAUUUUUUGGCCAACUUAAAACACGCUUUUCUGCUUUUUGAUAAAAAGCAGCUAUAAAACCAAAAAUAUCACCGUGGGUACGGGGCAGUUGGUUGGUGGCUGGGGUAUCUGGGACAUGAGAGGCUAAAUAUCACACAGAUUUUUUAUAUCUUAUGUGAAUUUGUGUACCAGUAGGAAAAAAAAACAGGUUUUUUUUUUUAACUCUCUACUAGGAUUUUCUUGUUUUCAGUGUUGGCACCUCUGUAUAAAAACUUUAAACAGUGAAGGCAUUAAUGAUCGGAUUUACACAAAAUAUUGAGCUUUUUGCUUCAGUGGUGUAACUGGCAUGCAUUAGAAUUGCAAUGAUCCUCAGCCUCUGUUCACCUCAGAUGGAUUUCAUCUCAUCAGGGAUUUCAAAAAAUUAGUUUUAGAUGCCGGAGCACAUUUUUAUACAUUGACCGCUUUUUAUUUUGCAUUCUAUGUUGGCUUGUACAUUACCAAAUGUGUUCACUUGAAAUAAAUAUUUUUUCCAUGUUA